Molecule: messenger RNA, 1419 nt
Organism: Leptopilina heterotoma
Lineage: Eukaryota; Metazoa; Arthropoda; Insecta; Hymenoptera; Figitidae
Exons: 2
Coding region: 579-1418 (279 amino acids)
Source: RefSeq, a predicted model, not a curated record
CUCAAAAAUUUAAAUAUAAAUAAGGGUCCAGGUCUGGAUGAUAUACCACCACUUUUUUUGAAGUCUUGCCGUUUGCCUCUUUUGGAACCUUUGUAUAUUAUAUUUAAUAUGUCUUUGUCUACAUGCACUUUUCCUUCUGAGUGGAAAAAGGGAAUUAUUGUUCCUGUCUAUAAGGAUGGAUCUAAAGAUCAAGCGAACAGCACGGCUUCGUUAGAGGCAGAUCUGUGGAAACCAAUUUGUGUAUAUUUUCUAAUUUUAUACUUAACAAUCUUGAGCGAGGCCUCCAGGUUGAUGCUGUAUACACAGAUUUUUCAAAAGCUUUUGAUAAGGUAAAUCACGAUAUUCUGGUGGCAAAGCUGAGGGACUUUGGGCUUUCUCAAAAUUUUCUUUUAUGGGUAAAAUGCUAUUUAUCAAACAGAACGCUCACAGUUCGUGUUAAUCACGACUAUUCAAAUGUUUUUUAUGCUACAUCGGGAGUGCCUCAGGGUUCGAACCUCGGACCACUUUUAUUUAUUUUAUUUACAAAUGAUGUCUCAUCUUUAUUUAAACACUCUUUAUUUCUUUUAUUUGCGGAUGAUAUGAAAUUAUAUAAAGUUAUCAAUUCCACAGCUGAUGCCGAGGACUUUCAAAAAGACAUUGAUAAAUUAUAUAAAUGGUCUUUAACUAACAAACUCUUGUUAAAUGUUAAGAAGUGUUCGGUAAUCACUUUUUCAAAAUCUUUAUCACCGCAAUUAUUUAAUUACAAAAUUGGCAAUUCUAUUCUAAAUAGAGUGGGGGAGGUUCGUGACCUUGGAGUAAUUUUACAAUCUACUUUCGAUUUCACUAAACAUAUAGAUCAUGUAGCUGAGAAUUCUCUCAGGACUCUUGGUUUUGUGACCAGAAAUGCAUCGAUGUUUAACAACAUAACAGCUAUUAGAACUUUGUAUCUUUCUUUAGUUAGAUCGCCUGUUUUGUUCGCAUCGAUUGCCUGGAGGCCUUAUUAUGAUGUCCACAUUGAUAGAUUGGAGAAGAUUCAAAACAGAUUCUUGCGUUUUUUAGCCUAUAAGGCAAAUGUAAAUCACGAUUUUUAUAGUCAUGAAUAUGGUAUGCUGAGAUCGCACUUCAGAAUUCAGGAUUUAUCGACGAGAUUCUUAUAUUCUGAUCUUCUAUUUUUAUACAAAACUGUAAAUGGAAUAUUCAUUUGUCCUGAAUUGCUUGAACUAAUUAAUUUUUAUAUACCAUCGCGUAAUUUGAGGAGAGUUAGUGGUUUGUUUAAGUUAGGUUAUCAUAGAACAGAGUAUGGUGAGAAUUCACCUAUUCAUAGAAUUUGUAAAGCAGCAAACUUACUUGCUAAUAAUAAUUUAGAUUUUUUUACAACACCAAUGAGCAAAUUUGUCAGGAAUUUAAAGUUAGCAAUCUUCGAAAAUAAUAAUGUUUGAA